Molecule: messenger RNA, 456 nt
Organism: Nicotiana attenuata
Lineage: Eukaryota; Viridiplantae; Streptophyta; Magnoliopsida; Solanales; Solanaceae
Exons: 1
Coding region: 1-456 (151 amino acids)
Source: RefSeq, a predicted model, not a curated record
AUGUCACAAAAGAAAUUCACUCUUGACCUUCUGAGAGAGUUUGGUUGUAUAGAUUUCCCAUCUAUGACCUGUCCUAUGGAUCCCUCAGUGAAACUGAAAGCUGAUGAGGGAGCUCCACUAGCUGAUCCCUCCUAUUAUAGGAAGCUGAUUGGUAAACUUAACUUUCUCGCUAAUACUAGGUUGGAUAUUGCAUAUAGUGUACAACAUCUCAGUCAGUUCAUGCAGAGUCCCAGGAAACCCCAUUUAAAGGCAGCAUAUUAUGUCCUAAGAUACUUAAAAGGUGCCCCAUCUUUGGGCAUUUUCCUCAGCAACACUGCAGAUUAUGGUGUGAAGGCAUUCUGUGAUUCAGACUGGGCUACUUGCUCUCAAUCAAGGAAAUCAGUCAGUGGGUACAUUGUGCUACUUGGUAAUAGCCCUAUCAGCUGGAAGUCUAGGAAGCAGUCUACUGUUUCAUAA